Monodelphis domestica (gray short-tailed opossum) is the source of this 9219-nucleotide messenger RNA. RefSeq names its product collagen type XX alpha 1 chain (gene COL20A1). Gene Ontology annotation, molecular function: metal ion binding; hydrolase activity, acting on ester bonds; protein binding. The record is from RefSeq and is a predicted model, not a curated record. NCBI's taxonomy places the organism in Eukaryota, Metazoa, Chordata, Mammalia, Didelphimorphia, Didelphidae.
UCGUAUAUCAGAAAUAAUUGAGAAGCAGAACUGCCCAGGGUAUAUAGCAGGGAGUAGAGGGUCACCUACCUUGUGUGACCACAGCAACCAGGAAAGGAAGAGCCUUUUGUCCCCAAAUAUAUAAACCACCUUCUGACUGAUGCCUGAUACUCUGUUAAGAGAGGACAAUGUAUUUCCAUAGAAGAGAUAGGUAAAUGGACUGGACCUAUGUUUUCAGUGAUAUAGGAGACUCCCAGGUGAGGAAAGUCCUUUUCCCAAUUCAGGUCAGAACCUUCUACGCAAUUUAUAAUCUUAAAGAGAUGUCUAGAACACUGAAAAAUGAAAUGACUUGCCCAGAGGCAUGCAGCCAGUGUGUCAGAGGAGAAAUUUGGACACAGGUCUUCCUCAUUUCAAUACUGGUUCUUCAUCCACUAUGUCAUGCUGCUUCUCCAUAGUGAUCAGACAUAAACCCCAAAUGCAUAACCCCUUGGUAGAGGAGAUGGAAUUACUUAGAGUGCACAUUGAGGUAAAAGUGAAACCUUUCUUCAGAGCCAGGAGGAAGGCAUAUGGAGCACUUUAGAGCAAAUCCAGAAGAUCCAAGAUGCUGGGAAAAAGGAAACAUCGGGGUUGGGGAAAAGGGGGGAAGAAGAAGGGACCAGGAGUAUAGAGAGAAUGUUGAGGGUUCAGAAUCAAACUUUGCUAAUCUGCUAAUUUCCCCAAGGAUCCAAAAAUAGAGAAAUUGGUUGAUUCACUGAGUUUCUUACAGUGCCCACUUUGGGAAAUGACAUCAUUCCAAACAAUUAGAGGAUUUACUAAUUUAACCAGUAUGUUCCACAGUACACUACACAUGUCCAGCACUUUAUUCAGUGUUGUGGGGAUGAUACAAGGUGAAGGAGAAGAGGUACCUUCUGCCUUAGAGGAGUUCACAGACUACUGUCAUUUCCUAUCUCCAUGUCUUUGCUCAGGCUGCCACCCAUUUACUUCUUGUCUGAUUGUAUCCCUAGUUUCCUUCAAAGCUCAAUUAAAGUGCCAUCUUCUCUAUGAGGCCUAUACUGAUUUUCCCUGUCCCCACUCUCAGUAAUCUUUCCCCAAAACUAUUUUGUAUAUAUUUAGAAUAUAAAGAAUAUACAAAAUUAUUUUCAACAACUUUGCAUUUUCUUACCUGUGUUCAUGUUGUGCUUCCUCAAUACAAUAUAAGUUCCUGGAGGGUAGAGACUGUUUCAUCUUUGUCUUUGGGUCUCCAGUGUCUGGGUUUAGUUCCCAUUUAAUAAAUGCUUAUUGAAGAAAUAAAUGAAUGUUUGAUGAGAAGAAAAACCUCACAUAUCUGAAAAGUGAAACAAUGGAGAACCAAAUUUCUGCUAAAUACCCAAAGGUGAAAUAGAGGAUAAUGCUCUGAAAUUUAGAACUCUAAGGAGCCUCAGAGGUCAUCUAGCUUUGACCCUCUCAUUUGACUGGUCAGAAGGAUGAAGUUGGGAGAAUCAUCUCAACUUACUCAGAUAGUAAGUUUGUGGUAGAGCUCAGAUGAUCUAACUCAAAAUCUAAGCAGUAGGAAUUCAAGAAAAGGAGAUGUAAUUUUAACAUCAAGAAAAACUUCCUGAGAAAGUAGGAACUUAAACUUGACUUUGCUUUAGGACACACUUUAGAGGGUUUUUGUUUGUUUGUUUGUUUGUUUUUACUGUGUACAAAUGUUUGGUGGUUUGAUUAAGGUUUUUAUGCUACUGUCUGUCAUCUUUUUAUUCCUGUAUCUUUCUGUGUUUCAGUCUGAGAGGUCCACGAGGGCAGGAUGAUUUGGAAGAGCUUACUCUAUUUGAUAAUGCAAUUAAUAAAAAUCAUCUUUUACCAAGGACUAUGAGUUUCAACCUCUUGAAACUGCUCUUGACUUUUUAAAUUCUGAAUUUUCUUCAUUCUCCUCUAAUUGGAUGUUCUUAAACAACAGCUUUUGUUUCCAUUUCCAAAAGCUUCUUUCUAUUUCGUUUUUUUUAAAUUUUGUUUAAUUAGUCAAUUUAGAAUAUUUUUCCUUGGUUAUAAGAAUUGUGUUCUUUUCCCCUCUCCCCCAACACCCUCCCAUAGCUGAUGCACAAUUCCACUGGGUUUUACAUGUGUCCUUGAUCAAAACCUAUUUCCAUUAUUGAUGUUUGCACCAGGAUGAUCAUUUAGAGUCUACAUCCCCAAUCAUAUCCCCAUCGACCCAUGUGAUCCAGCAGUAGUUAUUCUUCUGUGUUUCUACUCCUACAGCUUUUCCUCUGAAUGUGGAUAGUGUUCUUUCUCGUAAAUCCCUAUGAAUUGUUCUGGAUCAUUGCAUUGCUACUAGUAGAGAAAUCCAUUACAUUUGAUUGUGCCACAGUAUAUCCGUCUCUGUGUACAAUGUUCUCCUGGUUCUGCUCCUUUCACUCUGCAUCAAUUCCUGGAGGUCAUUCCAGUUCCCGUGGAAUUCUUCCACUUUAUUAUUCCAUUGAGCACAAUAGUAUUCCACCACCAACAAUUUGUUCAGCCAUUCCCCAGUUGAAGGGCAUCCCCUCAUUUUCCAAUUUUUUGCCACAACAAAGAGCACAGCUAUGAAUAUUCUUGUACAUGUCUUUUUCCUUAUUAUCUCUUUGGGGUACAAACCCAGCAGUGCUAUGACUAGAUCAAAGGGCAAACAGUCUUUUAGUGUCCUUUGGGCAUAAUUCCAAACUGUCCUCCAGAAUGGUUGGAUCAAUUCACAACUCCAUCAGCAAUAUAUUCCUGUCCCAAUUUUGCCACACCCCCUCCAACAUUCAUUACUUUCCUUUGCUGUCAUGUUAACCAAUCUGCUAGGUGAGAGGUGAUACCUCAGAGUUGUUUUGAUUUGCAUCUUUACAAGUGAUUUAGAAUACUUUUCCAUGUGCUUAUUAAUAGUUUUGAUUUCUCUAUCUGAAAAUUGCCUAUUCAUGUCCCUUGCCCAUUUAUCAGUUGGGUAAUGGCUUGAUUUUUUGUACAAUUGAAUUUUCUCUUUAUAAAUUUGAGUAAUUAGACCUUUGUCAGAGGUUUUUAUUCUGAAGAUUUUCCUCCCAAUUUGUUGCUUCCUUUCUAAUUUUGGUUGCAUUGGUUUUGUUUGUACAAACCCUUUUUAAUUUAAUGUAAUAAAAUUAUUUAUUUUACAUUUUGCCAUACCCAUCAAACUACCAAGAAACUUUUUUAAUGAAUUAGAAAAAACUAUAACAAAGUUCAUUUGGAAGAACAAAAGAUCAAGGAUAUCAAGGAAAAUAAUGAAAAAAAUGUGAAGGAAGGUGACCUAGCAGUGCCAGAUCUCAAACUAUACUAUAAAGCAGUGGUCAUCAAAACAAUAUGGCUAAGAGACAGAAAGGAGGAUCAGUGGAAUAGACUUUGGGUAAGUGACCUCACCAAGACAGUCUGUGAUAAACCCAAAGAUCCCAGCUUUUGUAACAAAAACCCACUAUUUGACAAAAACUGCUGGGAAAAUUGGAUAAGAGUAUGGGAGAGAUUAGGUUUAGAUCAACAUCUCACACCUUAAACCAAGAUGAACUCAGAAUGGGUGAAUGACUUGAAAAUAAAGAAGGAAACUAUAAGUAAAUUAGGUGAACACAGAAUAGUAUACUUGUCAGAUAUUUGGGAAAGGAAAGGUUUUAAGACCAAGCAAGAGUUAGAGAAAAUUACAAAAUGUAAAAUAAGUAAUUUUGCUUCUUUCUAUUUUAGAGACUUUCAGAGAGACAGUCUGUAAUCCUUUGUCUUAAACAGAAAAGGGAGGAGGGGAGAAGGAAAGAGAGAAGAGGAAAAGAAAAUCAAAAGGAAGUAGAGAAGAUAGGAAAAGAGAAGGGGAAGAAGAAGGAGAGCAGAAAGGAGGGAAGAGAAGAAAAGAAAUGUGGAGAAGAAAAAAGAGAGACAUGAAGAGAAAAAAGAGAAAGGAGGAGAGGAGAAGGGAAGAGAAAGGUCUGAAAAAGAAAAAGAGGGGAGGGAAAAGGAGAAGGGAGGGGACAAGUAUUCUCUCCUGCUUCAGCAGUGAUGUCAUGGACUCCCAAGGACCUUUCAUAAAGUCCCCUGGGGCGGGACCAACUGCAGUUUAGAAUUUGCCUCCUUUUUCAGAGAUCAGGAAUGUAGAUGGAUACCUCUUGCCUCUCUAACCAGUCUACAAGGAAGUUUCUUUGAAGGAGAAGGCCCAGAGUGCCAUGACAGCCCAGGUAUGCAUCUGUAUCUGGUUGGUCUGGGCCUCAGUGUUGGACCUCCUCCAUGGACAAGGACCCAGUCCAGGGACUAGCCGACUAAGACUGACUGUGCUGUCUGAAGAUCGACUCCAGAUGAAGUGGAAGGAAUCAGAAGGAAAUACCAAUGGCUACAAAGUCCAAGUAAAGCCCAUGGCAGGAGACUCAGAGCAGGAAGUGAUGCUGACUACCAAGACACCUAAAGUCACAGUGGUUGGACUGAGCCCCACCAAGGAAUACACACUCCAAAUAUUUGCACUCAGUGGUUCCCGUGACACUCUACUGGCCAGGCGGAGAUUUGUGAUUGAGGAUUUGAAAAGCAUCUCCACAGGCAGAAAUAGCCGGAAGCCAUCAGGGGAAACUUUGGAGUUCAUUCCUUCUUCAGUAGGAAAUCAUGAAUUUGACCAGGUUCCUGAGCUUGAAGUGGCUUCACCAACUUGGAGUGGAGUCUCUCCCACUUUAGGUCCCCAGUUCUAUUGUGACACCUCCAUUCCUGUGGACAUAGUAUUCCUGGUGGAUGGAUCCUGGAGCAUUGGCCGAAGUAACUUCAGGCUCAUCAGAGAAUUCCUAGCUAAUGUCAUCUCUCCUUUUCACAUUGCCCAGGAUAAAGUCCGAAUUGGUUUGUCCCAAUAUAGUGGAGACCCCCGGACUGAAUGGAAUCUGAAUUCAUUUAGCACCAAGGAAGAAAUUCUAGAGGCUAUUCGAAAUCUCCGUUACAAGGGUGGUAACACCUUUACAGGUCUUGCACUGACUCACGUACUGGAGCAGAAUCUGAAGCUUGAAGCUGGGUCUCGUUCUGAGGCAGUUAAAGUAGUCAUUCUUCUGACUGAUGGCAAGUCCCAGGAUGAUGCCCGACUUGCUGCUCAGGUUCUGAAAGAUGUGGGCAUAGACAUCUUUGCCAUUGGAGUGAAGAAUGCCGAUGAGUCUGAGCUGACACACCUGGCAUCCCUUCCCCUGGAUGUCACAGUUCACAAUGUCCUGGAUUUCCCUCUCCUUGGCAACCUGACAAGCAGGCUCAUCAGGCUCCUCUGUUGGAAGAUCCAAGAGAGAAGUCAAAGCAGGGACCCAGGCGUCCCGGCUAAUAGAUGGCCCCAUCCAAGCCCCACGAACUUGAUUGUAUCAGAAGUGACAGCCUCAGGAUUCCGCCUGGCCUGGACCCCUCCUCUGGAGCCUGCCAGGAAGUACAGGAUCAUAUACCAUCCCUCCAGAGGUGGCACACCCAGGGAGGUCACAGUGGAAGGGGCUACCUCAUCUGCCCAGCUGCUGAAUUUGACCUCCAACACAGAAUACUUGGUCACGGUGUUUCCUAUCUAUAAGGAUGGUGUUGGAGAGGGGCUCCGGGACAUUGUGACUACAUUACCACUGUCUCCUCCAAGCUCAUUGACCAUUUUCAGCGUGGACCACAAUAGUAUCCACUUGACCUGGAAGCCCUCAAAUAAAGCUACUAAGUACCUGGUUCAUUGUACUUCAUCAGCUUCCCUUAGAGAGCAGGAGGCAGAUGAAGAAGAGGAAGGUGGGAGAGAGGUUCUAGUGAGGGAUCCUGAGGUUCUGCUGGAAGGUCUGGCUCCUGGUACAGAGUAUAGCAUUGCUGUAUAUGCCCUCUUUGGGGAAGAAAUCAGUGAGCCCCAGAGCAUCCAAGCCAAGACCUUGUCUUUGGAUCUCCCCAAACACCUGAGCUUCUCUGAGGUCAGCCACAGCUCUGUUCGAGUUCACUGGGAGGCAUCAUUGAGGGGAGUUCGCAUGUACCAUGUGUCCUAUGUCUCACUGGAAGGGAACCAAGCUGGGGAGAUAGAUGUCUCCAGGAAUGCCUCCUCUGUCAACCUGGCCCCACUCUCCUCCUCCACCUCAUAUAUUGUCAGUGUCACAUCAGUCUACAAAGAUGGGGAUUCUUCCACACUCACUGGACGAGUGACCACACGAAAAGUCCCAGCCCCAAGCCACUUGAAGGUAACUGAAUUGCCAGGGGAUGAUGUCAGGCUGGAGUGGGCUGCUGCUGCAGCCUCUGGUGUGGUGGUCUAUCAGAUCAAAUGGACACCCUUGGGUGAAGGAAAGGCUUAUGAGAUUUCUGUCCCAGGGAACCUAGGCACUGCCACUUUGCCUGGUCUAGGGAAGCAUGCAGAAUAUGAGAUCUCCAUCUUAGCCUAUUACAGAGAUGGGGCCCGUAGUGACACAGUGUCCCUCCAAUAUACUCCAAUGAGCAGGAAUCCACCCUUGAACCUUGUGCUAGCCUCAGAGACUCCUAGCAGCCUUCGGAUCCUCUGGACAUCCCCUAAUGACAAUGUCCUGCACUACAGACUCACCUAUGCCCUGGCCUCUGGCUCUGGCCCUGAGAAAACAAUCAUAGUUCCUGGCCCAGAGAACCAUGUGACACUUCCUCUCCUGCUCCCUGGGACCAAGUACAAGGUUAUGGUUUCAGCUGUCUACAGUCUUGGUGAGAGCAAAGUUGUGUCGGCCAUUGGAAGGACUGCGGCUUGUCCAGCUCUCCAUGCCAACAGCUCUCUGCCAGGAUUUGACAUGAUGGAAGCUUUUGGCCUGGUGGAAAAGGAGUAUGCUUCCAUAAAAGGGGUGUCAGUGGAGCCCUCUAUCUUUAGUGGGACUCGGAUCUAUACACUCUUCAGGGAUGUUCAGCUGAUGCGUCGAGCCAGUGAAAUCCACCCGGCUGCCCUCCCCCCUGAGCACACCAUCAGCUUUCUCCUCCGUGUGCUCCCAGAGACACCUAGGGAGCCCUUUGCACUGUGGCAGAUCACUGAUGAGACCUUCGAGCCCCUUCUUGGAGUCACCCUUGAUGCUGGCAGAAAGUCCCUGGCCUAUUUCAAUCGUGACCACAAGGCUGAGUUGCAAGAAGUCACAUUUGACUUGCAGGAAGUGAAGAAGAUAUUUUAUGGGAGCUUCCACAAGGUACAUCUGGCAGUCAGUCGCACCAAAGUCAAGCUCUAUAUUGAUUGUCGGAAGGUCACAGAGAGGUUGAUCAAUGAGGCAGGGAGCCCAUCAACUGCAGGAUUCAUCAUGUUGGGGAAACUAACCAAAACCAGGGGUCCCCGGAGUGGCUCAGCAACUUUUCAGCUUCAGUCUCUGCAGAUUGUUUGCAGUGAUGCCUGGGCUGAGGAGGACAGAUGCUGUGACGUCCCUGCACUGAGAGAUGCAGAAACCUGCCCUGCCCUGGCUUCUACCUGUACUUGCUCUUUGGAUCAGCCUGGCCCUCCAGGGCCUCCAGGACCCCCUGGUACCCCAGGGAGGAGAGGUAUCCAGGGGGAGCAAGGGACUCCAGGACCUAGAGGAGAGCCAGGUCCACCUGGACAGACUGGACCAGAGGGCCCUGGAGGCCAGCAGGGGUCGCCAGGGACUCAAGGUCUCACUGUUCAGGGACCUGUGGGUCCCCCAGGGCUCAAAGGUGAGAAAGGGGACAUUGGACAUCCAGGCCUACAGGGCCACCCUGGCCACCAAGGGCCCCCUGGGAGACAUGGCCUCCAAGGUCCAAAGGGAAUGAGGGGAUUUGAAGGUACAGCUGGCUUUCCAGGACCUCCUGGCCCAAGGGGCUUUCAAGGAAUAGCUGGUGCCAGAGGCAUCAAUGGGGAGAAGGGCUCUCCUGGAGAUGUGGGACCCACAGGACUUCCUGGGCCCAAAGGAGAACGAGGAGAAAAGGGAGAACCUCAGUCCCUUGCAACCAUUUACCAGUUGGUCAGCCAGGCUUGUGAGCAGUUGAUUCAGACUCAUGUGUUGAAAUUUGAUCCAUAUCUUCAUGAGAAUACCAGGCCCCCAGUACCUGUCUGGGAGGAGGAUGUAAAGCCAGGCAAGCCAGGCUUACCUGGUCUUCCUAAUCUUCCUGGCCAGAAGGGAGACAGAGGGAAGGAUGGAUUCCCUGGAGAACGUGGGAGAGAGAGUUACCCAGGAGAAAUAGGUGGCCUGGGAGCCAAAAAGCAGAACAACAACCCUGGUCUAUCACUACAAGGAUCUCCAGGACCCCAUGGAAGGAACGGUGAAAAUGCUUCUCCCCUGGGACCAUUAACAUGGCAGGCUCCUGAAGCAGGUCAAAUGGGGGAAGAUCUGCUGGGAAAACUGGGAGCUCAGGAUUCUCCAGGACCAGAUGACCCCUCGAGGUUUUCAGGGAUUGCAGCCCAGGUCAGAAAGUCUGGCCCCUCUGGGGACUGUGAACCCUCAGGUUGUCACCUGGACAGUCCUACAGAUGUUGACUUGAUCCCCUGAUCCUGGCAGAAGGCUGAACCCUGAGCAGGUUCUCAGUGACCUAUGAAUUGGCUCCUGCUUGUUCCAUCCACCUUUGUCCCUUCUCAGCUAUGUAGGCCAUUCCAGACUAUACAUUUUCCCCCAUGGCUGUUUAAUACAUCUAGAUGUAUGGGUUAUUUGAUGGUUUGUUGGCAGUUGUUGUGGGGGAAUCUGGAGAGGUUGGGAGAAUGCGUCAUGAGAAGCCUGCAAAUGAAGGAAGGGUGGAGGGUACAGAACCAUUAUAAUUAUGUAUAAUAUAAUUAUAACAAGAGAAUGUUCCCCUUCUCCUUAGCCCUGGAGUUUUAAGUAGGGUUCCUAGUGCUAGUUACAGGAAAGGAGAAGGGGUUUGAGUAGAGAGAGCCCUGUUCCAGGUUUACCUAUCAUGACAGUCUUACAGCAUUCCUGCAAUUGUAUCCUGCUUCUUUCUAGCCUGGGAUCACCAUCCCUUGUUCUUAAAGAGGGUCUUCAGAGCUCUGUCCUUAGCUUCCGUUGGCUCUGAGCGGGGCCUAAUGCUCAGCCUCUGUUACUCAGCUAAGUUGAGUUUCAGCUACUUUCCUUUUGAAGGCCUUACUGCUUUGGGCCACAUAUCUUAUGGCCAAUAACAUUAGCAGGGACCCAUUGAAGUGGCUGGAUGGUCAGAGGGUAAAGGAAGGAGCUAGAAUACUUGGACAGCAGGAGUAUGUGAGAUUUUCAUGGGAUGUCAGAGCCCAGGAAGGGUGAGACCGGCAGGUUAAGCAUCUUGAUGUGUGUGAUUGGUUUGUUUGGUUUCAGUGCUAGGUAUAAACUUAAGGAACACUACGUGUAAAGAAUUAUAUAAAAAAACCUAUGUGAUUUCAAGUCA